Chenopodium quinoa (quinoa) is the source of this 429-nucleotide messenger RNA. RefSeq names its product S-protein homolog 1-like. The transcript has a single exon. The coding region runs from base 1 to 429 and encodes 142 amino acids. Lineage: Eukaryota; Viridiplantae; Streptophyta; Magnoliopsida; Caryophyllales; Amaranthaceae. The record is from RefSeq and is a predicted model, not a curated record.
AUGAUGAAUAGCAACAAAAAAUCCCCUACUCUUCUGUCAGUCACAUUAGUUUGUGUUUUUGUUUUAAGCCAAAAAAGUGUAAAUUGUCAGCAAGAAUAUACUGUGCAUGUAAUCAAUCAAAUUUCCAGUGAAUCUGUUACCAUUCACUGUCAGUCCAAGGAUGAUGAUCUUGGAUCACAGACGCUUGCAGCUAACGGCGGAGAAUUUCAUUGGACGUUUAAAGUAAACGUUCCACUAACUACGCUCUAUAGUUGUGAUGCCACCUCUAGUAAAGGUCAUGCUCAUUUUGAUGCAUUUCAUGUUGAUGCUGGCUUUCUAAAUAAAUGUGAUGGUCACAAAGACUGUACUUGGCAUGCUCUAGAUAAUGGAAUUAACUUGUAUAAUGCGCCUGCUAAAGCCGAUGAGCUAGUCGCCAAAUGGGAGAGCUAA